Molecule: messenger RNA, 486 nt
Organism: Phaeodactylum tricornutum CCAP 1055/1
Lineage: Eukaryota; Bacillariophyta; Bacillariophyceae; Surirellales; Neidiaceae
Exons: 1
Coding region: 1-486 (161 amino acids)
Source: RefSeq, a predicted model, not a curated record
AUGCAGCUUCGAUGUUUUGCCGUAGCGUUGGUCGCCGCUAUUGUCCAGGCUCAGAUACCUAGCGACAUGCCCAGUGAUGUCCCUUCGGGCACUCCCAUUCAAGCUCCGGUUGAAGGUGGGGCUACCUCCAGUAUGCCUUCGACAAUGCCAGCUGCUUCGAAUUUGUGCUUCAUCUGUGGUGAAGGCCGUGUUGUCGGAAACCCUGAUGGUGUCAUUAGUGGUGGCGACCAAACUGCUACGUGCGGUGAAGCGAGUAUGGCCGGUCUAUCUGGAAUGAUCCCUGCCUUUCAAUGCCCGUUGGUUCAGGGCAUAGCUCCCGGUUUGUGUGACUGCCGCGAAGCUGGAAGUCCGACUGCUGCUCCUGUUUUUACGACGGAAGGGACCCCUUCGGCGAGCCCGGUGGAAGUGACAUCUAACGCCACUAUCCGUAACACGGUCCUUGCGAUCGGGAGCACAAUUGUCGCUUGGAUGGCCUGUUGGGGCUAG